AGCAAGCCCAGCGAACUGCGCCAAAGCUGUGGGUAACACCGGCCCAGCAGAGAUGGGCCUCCAGUCUGCCCGUGAACACUCUGGUACUGUUUGUACCCCAACAAGAAGCCUGGGUGGUGGAGAGGAUGGGUCGUUUCCAUCGUAUCUUGGAGCCAGGUUUGAACUUCCUCAUACCCAUUCUUGACAAAAUUCGUUACGUGCAAAGUCUUAAAGAAAUAGUGAUUGAUGUCCCAGAACAGUCUGCAGUAUCUCUAGAUAAUGUAACACUACAGAUUGAUGGAGUACUUUACUUAAGGAUUCUAGACCCUUUUAAGGCCAGCUAUGGUGUUGAAGAUCCAGAGUAUGCAGUCACUCAGUUGGCACAAACCACUAUGCGAUCAGAACUGGGCAAACUGGCAUUAGACAAAGUGUUCCGGGAAAGAGAGUCCCUCAACUCCAACAUUGUCCACUCCAUCAACCAAGCUUCGGAUGAAUGGGGUAUCCGCUGCCUCCGGUACGAAAUCAAAAAUAUUCACGUUCCUCCUCGAGUCAAAGAAUCCAUGCAGAUGCAGGUGGAGGCUGAACGUAAAAAGAGAGCCACUGUGCUGGAGUCUGAAGGGACGAGAGAGGCAGCCAUUAAUGUUGCCGAGGGUCGUAAACAAGCUCAGAUCCUGGCCUCAGAAGGUGAAAAAGCAGAGCAGAUCAACAAAGCAGCUGGUGAAGCCCAAGCAGUCUUAGCCAGAGCUGAGGCAAAGGCGAAGGCAAUCUGCAUGCUGUCCGAUGCUCUGACUGAGCAAAAUGGAAAUGCAGCUGCUUCACUGAGCGUUGCUGAACAGUAUGUGUCAGCCUUUUCCAACCUGGCCAAACAAUCUAACACAAUCCUUCUGCCCUCUAAUACUGGUGAUGUCAGUGGAAUGGUAACACAGGCUAUGACCAUUUACAGUACACUGGCAAAGGCGAACGCAGCACCAUCCCUAGAAGUGGUGGAGGAGAAAAAGGAGAUUUGGAAAGAGUCGGAAAUCCCUGAAGAGCAAAGAACUGACUAAACUCAGAAUAUUAAACACAAAGCACCAGAUUAAGUCUAAAUGUUUUUUUGUAAGCCGUGUUCACAAACCUUCUCUUGACAAGACCAAACAGGAAAAACAAACUUUCUGAAGUGGUCUGAUGUCCUGCUCAGUAGGAUAUCACAUUUUAU
Molecule: messenger RNA, 1174 nt
Organism: Nematolebias whitei (Rio pearlfish)
Lineage: Eukaryota; Metazoa; Chordata; Actinopteri; Cyprinodontiformes; Rivulidae
Gene: stoml2
Product: stomatin (EPB72)-like 2
Exons: 9
Coding region: 126-1025 (299 amino acids)
Cellular component (GO): membrane
Source: RefSeq, a predicted model, not a curated record